Messenger RNA from Aspergillus candidus, 1467 nucleotides. RefSeq lists its product as uncharacterized. NCBI's taxonomy places the organism in Eukaryota, Fungi, Ascomycota, Eurotiomycetes, Eurotiales, Aspergillaceae. The record is from RefSeq and is a predicted model, not a curated record. Bases 364 to 1467 code for a protein of 367 amino acids. The transcript has 4 exons.
UUCGCCUCCACAUCCCCAGGGAGAUCUCCGCGCGUUGAUCAGAGUACCACGCGGGGAAAUCAGUUUCUGACCACCUAUUUAAUAACCCCGACCAUCUCAAAAUAACCGACCAAACAAACCCAGUAAAAUCCCGGCAUGAGGAUACUCCCCGACACCCAGCACGACAGGCUGGCCGUCGACCAAUGUUGAUCGCGGCAUAGCGAGAGGCAUGCCGUGGAACCCUACCACGAGAACUCUGGACUGCACACGAGACGAUUCUGUUCAAAAGCAGGUUCAGUCGAUUCUCCCAUCCUCAUAUUCAUACCUCGACCAGUCUAUCUUGACCAUUGGAUUUCUUCUCCAUCUUCAUACAUUCGAUCAACGAUGUUUAGUACGCGCGGUAUCGCCUUGAUCAUCUCGACGCCGAUCCUUCUGGCUAUCAGCACAUUAUGCUUUCUCCUGCGCAUUGUGGGAAUCUACAUGCGAAAGCGAGGGUGGAGAUCGCAUGAUUAUUUUGCGGGCUUGUCUCUAUUCUGCCUCACGGGAUACGUCUGCGAUGUCAUCGUCGGAGUGGCCGCAGGUGGAUACGGCGCCCACGUCCGCACCGUCCCAUACAACAAGCUCGUCAUCUCACUGAAAGUCUUCUUCGCCUCAGAAUGGUUCUGGGCAACAUCAGUCGCCUCCUUCCGCAUCGCCAUCCUCCUCCUCUACGUCGACAUCUUCCGCAAGCGCGCCUUCUUCUGGGCGGCUAUCAGCACGGGUCUAUUAGUCGUGCUCUACUGGGCUGCCUCCAUCCUCACCAUCGCGCUCCUCUGCCGCCCCAUCAACGUCAACUGGAACCGCACCAUCACAGGCACAUGCGGCAAUCUCCGCAAGACCGAGUUCGCCUCGGCGGGGUUCAACAUGGGUAUUGAUCUACUGGUGGUGCUCCUCCCGAUGCCAGUCGUCUGGAAAUUGCAAAUGUCCAAGGAGAAGAAGUUUGGCGUGACGGCAGCUUUCACUUUGGGAAUGAUAACAGCAGCCGUCAACCUCGGCCGCCUCAUUCAAACUAGUUUCUGCUCAUCCGCCGACCUCACCUACUGCGCCAUUGACAGCUCCAUCCUCGUCACAGCCGAGAUGUCGUCAGGGAUUCUAGUAGCAUGUGUCCCCACGCUAGGGCCCAUACUAUUCCGCACGCGAGCGCGGAACCUCGCCCCGCAACCCCGUCGCAAACUCCCCACCAUCGGAUCGCUGCGGAACUGGUCGCGCCGUCACAGACAGUCUCCAGAUACAUUGCUUGAUUCGCACGAUAGCGACUACGACUGGAACCGGUCGAAGUCGCUUACAGCUGUUCAUGAGGGCGCUAAUACGGGGACUGGGUCUGCGAUGCAUUCUGUGGAUGCAGAGGGACUUGCUCCUCCUGCGGCUGCCGUUUUGCGAGGGGAGGGGAAUGGGGCGAGGAUUGAGUCGAGGGUGGAGAGGGGGGAUGAUGGAUAUGGGGUUGUAUGA